AUGGAAUCGGGUGUUGACAAAGAGGUGCCAAAUUUAGUCCGUCCAAAUUUGUCCGUCUACAAAGAAAGCUUUGAAAAUGUUUUUCUACAAGACACCGAACGCUUCUACAUCGCCGAAAGUGGUGCUUCCUUUGAAAAGUUCUACACCGAGCAACAUUCAUUCGUCAAGUACAUGGAAUAUGUGAAGAAGCGUAUUGACGAGGAAAUGAAAGACCGUGGUAAGCUACUCCACGUCACAACCAUAGAGCCUUUGAUGGCAAUUCUCAGCGAUACAUUGAUCAGAAAGCACUUGGAGCUAUUUGAUAUCGAAUUUCGGGCAAUGUUGGCGAAUGAAAAGUACGGGGACAUGGGUUUGAUGUGUUCAUUAGCCGUUAAGGCAGAUGUUGUAUUGAAACGAUUGAAUGCUAUCUUAGAAGAGUGUAUUACCAAAGACGGUCUAGAUAAACUGGAGAAAUGUGCCGAUGAAGCCGUGAAAGAUCCCAAAUUGUACAUUGAAACCAUAUUGUCGGUUCACAAAAAGUAUCAGACUCUCGUACGAGAUCGCCGAACUGGAAGAGGUACUCAAAUGUGGACUGUGUUCCAAUACAUCAAGGACAAAGAUGUGUUCGAGGUGUUUUACAAGAAAAAAUUGGCCGAACGUUUGAUCGAGCAAUCGUCAACCUCUGAUGAUGCCGAAGCAUCGAUGAUCUCCAAAAUGAAGCAUACAUGCGGUUACAACUACACACACAAACUACAGCGCAUGUACCAGGACAUUGCUGUGUCAAAAGACAUAAACGAAAAAUUCCGUCAACGAAUCUCGGCCGAAGAACCACUCGACAUUGAUUUCCGCAUACAAGUUUUGACUCAUGGUUCGUGGCCAUUCAAACAAAGCGUUACAUUAUUGCCACCGCCGGAGAUGGCCAAAGCAAUGGAGCAAUUCACCGUUUACUACAAAAGCCAGCAUGAUGGACGUCAGCUAAAAUGGCUGUACGAUCGAUCAAAGGGUGAAUUGCUAAUGAAUAUCGAGAAACAGCGUUACUUCAUCAAGGCCAACACAUUCCAAAUGGCCAUUUUGCUGCAGUUCAACGAACAAAUAUCAUUCACCGCACAACAAAUCCACAACAACACGGGCAUCAACAAGCAUUAUCUGUACCAGAUGCUAGCGCUUUUGGUGACGAAAAUGAAACUGUUGCAAAGCGCAGACAAGGCCAACAUAACGGACAAUUCAGUCAUUGCGCUGAAUACAAAUUAUACUGGGCCAAAAUUGCGUUUCGACAUAUCGGGCGUGCGAAUGAAAUCCGAACAGGAGAGUGAUAGUAAAGUCACCCACAACGGCAUUGAAGAGGAUCGUCGUCAUUUGAUCGGGGCAGCCAUCAUUCGGGUCAUGAAAAUGCGCAAGACACUAAACUUUAGUGACUAA
Messenger RNA from Sitodiplosis mosellana (orange wheat blossom midge), 1398 nucleotides. Its product is annotated as cullin-1-like. The record is from RefSeq and is a predicted model, not a curated record. Lineage: Eukaryota; Metazoa; Arthropoda; Insecta; Diptera; Cecidomyiidae. Gene Ontology annotation, molecular function: ubiquitin protein ligase binding. Gene Ontology annotation, biological process: protein ubiquitination; SCF-dependent proteasomal ubiquitin-dependent protein catabolic process. The transcript is spliced from 7 exons. The coding region runs from base 1 to 1398 and encodes 465 amino acids. Gene Ontology annotation, cellular component: SCF ubiquitin ligase complex.